Molecule: messenger RNA, 487 nt
Organism: Drosophila subobscura
Lineage: Eukaryota; Metazoa; Arthropoda; Insecta; Diptera; Drosophilidae
Exons: 1
Coding region: 74-409 (111 amino acids)
Source: RefSeq, a predicted model, not a curated record
UUAAACAUUCAACGAACGCAAAUCGAGCCUCGAGCAACGAAUAGAAACGAAGAGAAAAUCGUGUGUAAAAAUCAUGUCCGACAUUCAGGUUAAUGUGCAGUGCGAGUGCUACCAUCGUCGCGGAUUGCUGUACUUGGCCAAUCCCCUGGCCUGGGGACGUCCCUGUCGCCGUUGCCGUCGCAUGAUGAGCCGCAAUAUUGUGGUGGUGCCAACCACCGUGGCAGUGCCAGCAGCCACCUCUGGCCCGUGCUGUGGACGCACCCAAACCACUGUGGUGCAGAGUGUGCCAGCAGUCAACUAUCAUCAGGUGCAGCAGCAGCAGCAGAUGCAGCAGCAGCAGCAGCAAUAUCCACCGAUGAAUGCCUCCGCUUUGCCACCAAAGUACGACCAGGCGGUGGCCUCCUACUAAUCCCGAAGGGUUCUUCUUUCGUUUCGUGAUCAUUUGUAACCUUUUUGUGGAAAUAAAAAUCGUUUAAGGAACAUUGCA